This is a messenger RNA of Scleropages formosus (Asian bonytongue), 1895 nucleotides long. Its product is annotated as non-POU domain-containing octamer-binding protein-like. Gene Ontology annotation, molecular function: RNA binding. The transcript is spliced from 11 exons. NCBI's taxonomy places the organism in Eukaryota, Metazoa, Chordata, Actinopteri, Osteoglossiformes, Osteoglossidae. Bases 104 to 1414 code for a protein of 436 amino acids. The record is from RefSeq and is a predicted model, not a curated record.
CUUUCAGUCAGUCGGCGCUCCCUCCGCUGCUGUUCCGCUCGGCCUGAGACACAGUGGCAGUGGUGCGGACGCCUCGCUACUCGACUCACGUAUUAUAAAGAAGAUGCAAGGCAGCCAAGACACCGUUCCUGAACAGCCAAAUUAUGAAUGUGCCAGAGAACAGGGUCCCCCAAAGCAGCAUGGUGCAGGAUGGAACCCCAAUGGUCUACCUGCAGAAGACAGCAAACACUCAAUUUUGACAAUAGAUCUGCGAAGCUUCAAGAAGCCAGGAGAGAAGACGUAUACGCAGCGCAGCAGGCUCUUUGUGGGGAAUUUACCAGCGGGGGUCACCGAGCAGGAUGUGGAGAAGCUGUUCUCUAAGUACGGGAAACCUGCAGAGAUAUUCGUAAAUAAGGAGAGGGGUUUCGGCUUUGUGAGGCUGGAGACCAGGAUCCUGGCGGAGAUUGCGAAGGCUGAGCUUGACGACUUUGCGUUCAGGGGCCGACAGCUGCGUGUGCGCUUCGCCGCUCACGGGGCAGCGCUCACCGUGAAGAACUUGCCUCAGUUUAUCUCCAACGAGCUGCUGGAAGAGGCUUUUUCCGCCUUUGGCCAGGUGGAGAGGGCUGUCGUGGUUGUCGACGACCGGGGGAGACCCACAGGGAAAGGUGUCGUGGAGUUUACCAGUAAAGCUGCUGCUAGGAAGGCCUUGGAGCGAUGUGCAGAAGGGGCCUUCUUGCUCACCGCUUACCCACGUCCAGUUAGAGUGGAACCGAUGGACCAGCUCGACGAGGACGAAGGGCAGCCAGAGAGGGUCAUCAGCAAGAACCAGCAGUUCCACAAGGAGCGGGAGCAGCCUCCGCGUUUUGCACAGCCUGGCACCUUUGAGUAUGAGUAUGCCAUGCGCUGGAAGGCCCUGCUGGAUAUGGAGAAGCAGCAACAGGAGCAGGUGGACAGGAACAUCCGGGAGGCACGGGAGAAGCUGGAGUCGGAGAUGGUGGCAGCGCAACACGAACACCAGGUUAUGCUAAUGAGGCAGGACCUGCUGCGGCGGCAGGAGGAGCUGCGCAGGAUGGAGGAGCAGCACAACCUGGAGGUGCAGAAGCGCAAACAGGUAGAGAUGCGGCAGGAGGAGGAGCGGCGGAGGCGCAGCGAGGAGGCAGCACGCAGGCAGCAGGAGGCCUUUGCAGAAAAUAGUGAGAAAGACAUGAGAAUGCACAUGCCAGGUCAGGGGAUGGCAGUGAGCAGGAGCUACAUGGCAGGAAGCAAUUUGCCUGCAGGACCGGUCAACAUGCCAGAUGUGGAGAAGCCCUUAAUGCACGAGCGCUUUGCCGUGGAGCAGGCUGUGAGCGAUGCCAUGCUGGGGGCCAUGCCGCCCUUUCCUAGAGGCCUUUCCACACCACCUGACUUUGGGCUCAACAAACGCCGCGGCUAUUAAGGAUCUCACAAGCUUUGCUUGGCUAUAUUUAAAGUCUUCAAAUUACCCUUGUUAAUCUGGCAAUGAGCAGCUCCAUUGGUCACUGAGCCAGCACCCCCACCCAGAAACUUCUAGAACUUACAGCUGUGCCUGCCUGUCGUUCCCUUCAGUCAGCAGAGGGUAUUUUUAAUGAGAUUACAAAGUGUGUUAUUACAAUGUCUCUGUUCCCUAUUGCUGAAUAAAAUACUUACAAGUAGUUCUCCACUUAUGACAUAAGGGUCUUACAAGGACCCAGACUUACAACAGCCAACUUGUCAACCUUACUGUAUUAUUUUGGAGUCCUGACGUUUGCUCGUAACAUCUAAUGCCAACCACUGCACCACAACAAUAGCUGGUCGCACUGCCACAAUGCACCGUAUUUCUUGUUGACUCAAUCUGUGGCUGACAGUGACUGUGUUUUAUUUACAAAAACACUUAACAGAAUUUCUCAUUUGUGAUUCCA